CGUCCUCUCUCUCUCUCUCUGAGAAUAGGAGAGAAAUGGAAGUAGUAGAACCUGUCCUUUCUAUCCCUCCAUAUUCCCAAACCCUAGAAUAGUAGAAUCCACUCUCAUAUAUGCAAACCCAUAAAUGCCCCUCCUCUCUUUCUCAUUUCACCCUUAAAAACCAGAGAAACAGAAUCACACUCUCAUUUCCGAGCAAACACACUUUCUCUCUCAUUUUCUCUCCGAUUCUUUGCUUCCAAACGCAAUCCAUCGUCCUUCCCUUCCUUCUCCUCCAAGUUCCAAUCGCAGCUUACUGCACUAUAUGCUUCCUAGAAAGAGACCCUGUGACGGAGAGGUUGUAGAAGCUGAGACUGACGACAAGAGUUUCCCCAAGAAGUAUCGGAUUGCCGCCGCCGCCGCUACCGGAACUGCCGGAGACUCUACUGUGAGCUUCAACAGCAGCACCGACGGAACCAACAGGAACGACAGCAGCGACAUGACUUUGGGCGAUUCCAAUCCGCCGGACAUUGAUGAGGAUUUGCAUAGCCGGCAGCUUGCCGUGUAUGGUCGCGAGACCAUGCGCAGGCUCUUCGGCUCCAGCGUGCUCAUCUCAGGGAUGCAAGGUCUUGGUGUCGAGAUAGCGAAGAAUCUCAUUCUUGCUGGAGUAAAAUCUGUGACCUUGCAUGAUGAGGGGACUGUAGAGUUAUGGGAUCUUUCUAGCAAUUUUGUGUUUACAGAGGAUGACAUUGGUAAGAACAGGGCAGUGGCUUCUGUCAGUAAGUUGCAGGAACUCAACACUGCAGUGGUUGUACUGAGCUUGACCACUGCUCUAACAAAGGAGCAACUUUCUAAUUUCCAAGCUGUUGUUUUUACUGAUAUCAGUCUUGAGAAAGCCUGCGAGUUCAAUGAUUACUGCCACAUUCAUCAACCUCCUAUCUCUUUUAUUAAAGCUGAAGUUAGAGGCCUUUUUGGCUCUGUGUUCUGUGAUUUUGGACCUGAGUUCACUGUUGUUGAUGUUGAUGGAGAGGACCCUCAUACUGGCAUAAUUGCAUCUAUCAGCAACGACAACCCUGCUCUAGUAUCCUGUGUUGAUGAUGAGAGGCUUGAGUUUCAGGAUGGAGAUUUUGUUGUAUUCUCUGAAGUUCAUGGUAUGAAAGAAUUGAGUGAUGGAAAGCCAAGGAAGAUUAAGAAUGCCAGAGCAUAUUCAUUUACUCUUGAAGAAGACACCACAAAUUAUGGUAUCUAUGAGAAAGGUGGCAUUGUUACACAGGUCAAACAACCAAAGGUAUUGAACUUUAAGCCACUCAGGGAAGCACUCAGUGAUCCAGGCGACUUUCUUCUGAGUGAUUUUUCCAAGUUUGAUCGCCCACCUCUCCUUCACUUUGCAUUCCAGGCUUUGGAUAAGUUCAUUUCUGAGUUAGGUCGUUUUCCUGUUGCUGGAGUGGAAGAUGAUGCUCAGAAGCUUAUAUCCAUUGCCAGUAACAUUAAUGACAACUCAGGCGAUGGGAAAUUAGAAGAUAUAAAUCCAAAGCUUUUGCGACACUUUUCCUUUGGUGCUAGGGCAGUAUUGAACCCUAUGGCUGCAAUGUUUGGUGGAAUUGUUGGACAAGAGGUUGUCAAAGCAUGCUCUGGAAAGUUUCAUCCACUUUUUCAAUUUUUCUACUUCGAUUCUGUGGAAUCACUUCCUUCAGAACCACUGGGACCUGAUGAUUUCAGACCAGUAAAUUGUCGUUAUGAUGCACAGAUUUCAGUUUUUGGAAAGAAGUUACAAAAGAAGUUAGAGGACUCUCAAGUGUUUGUUGUUGGAUCUGGUGCGUUGGGAUGUGAAUUUUUAAAAAAUCUUGCUCUUAUGGGAGUUUCUUGUGGAAGUCAGGGGAAGCUCACAGUUACUGAUGAUGAUGUGAUAGAGAAGAGUAACCUAAGUAGGCAGUUCCUCUUCCGUGAUUGGAAUAUUGGACAGGCCAAGUCCACAGUUGCUGCUUCAGCUGCUGCAUCUAUAAAUUCUCGAUUUAAUAUUGAAGCUCUACAAAAUCGCGUUAGCCCUGAAACUGAAAAUGUAUUUCAUGAUAGCUUCUGGGAAAAUUUGAGUGUUGUGAUCAAUGCACUAGACAAUGUGAAUGCAAGACUAUAUGUUGAUCAGAGAUGCUUGUAUUUCCAAAAGCCUCUUCUUGAGUCUGGAACUCUUGGAGCCAAAUGCAAUACCCAGAUGGUCAUUCCCCACCUGACAGAAAACUAUGGUGCGUCAAGAGAUCCUCCAGAGAAACAGGCUCCGAUGUGUACUGUGCACUCAUUUCCCCACAAUAUUGACCAUUGCUUGACAUGGGCGCGAUCAGAGUUUGAGGGGUUGCUUGAGAAAACUCCAGCUGAAGUGAAUACAUAUUUGUCUAACCCAAGUGAAUUUACUAAUACAGCGAGGAAUGCUGGUGAUGCUCAAGCAAGGGAUAACUUGGAGCGUGUUAUUGAGUGCCUGGACAGCGAAAAGUGUGAAACUUUUGAAGACUGUAUCACUUGGGCCCGGUUAAAGUAUGUCCCCUUGAUAACAAAUGCUUGUUUCUUUUGUUUUAAUAAUGUUGUGGGAGUGUGUUUGUAUUUCUGUUUCAUUCAUACACUUUUUUUCCACAGGUUCGAAGAUUAUUUUGCUAAUCGAGUAAAGCAGUUGAUAUAUACUUUCCCUGAAGAUUCUGCAACCAGUACUGGAGCUCCUUUCUGGUCUGCACCAAAAAGAUUCCCUCAACCACUGCAUUUCUCGUCUUCUGAUUCGGGUCAUCUAAAUUUUGUGAUGGCAGCUUCUAUUUUACGGGCUGAAACAUUUGGCAUCCUGAUUCCUGACUGGGUUAAGAACCCUAGGAAAAUGGCUGAAGCAGUUGAUAAGGUGAUAGUACCUGACUUUCAGCCUAAGAAAGGUGUGAAAAUAGAGACAGAUGAGAAGGCCACCAGUCUUUCCACAGCUUCUAUAGAUGAUGCAGCUGUUAUUAAUGAUCUAAUUGUCACUUUAGAGAGGUGCCGGACAAAACUGCCACCGAAGUUCAGAAUGAAACCGAUUCAGUUUGAGAAGGAUGAUGACACAAAUUACCAUAUGGAUGUGAUUGCUGGGCUUGCCAAUAUGAGAGCACGGAAUUACAGCAUUCCUGAGGUUGACAAGCUUAAAGCCAAGUUCAUAGCUGGACGGAUCAUUCCUGCAAUUGCAACCUCAACCGCCAUGGCCACUGGCCUUGUCUGCCUGGAGCUCUACAAAGCUGUGGAUGGGGGCCACAAAGUUGAAGACUACAGGAACACAUUUGCUAACUUAGCACUGCCUCUCUUUUCAAUGGCUGAGCCAGUUCCGCCGAAGGUUAUCAAGCAUAAAGAUAUGAGCUGGACAGUUUGGGACAGGUGGAUUCUGGAAGGCAAUCCUACCCUUAAGGAACUUCUGGAGUGGCUGAAAGCGAAAGGCUUACAUGCUUAUAGCAUUUCAUGUGGAAAUUGCAUGCUCUAUAAUAGCAUGUUCCCCAGGCACAAAGAGCGAAUUGACAAAAAAGUAGCAGAUCUUGCAAGGGAAGUAGCCAAGUUGGAAAUUCCUCCAUACCGUCGUCACUUGGAUGUUGUUGUGGCAUGUGAGGAUGAUGAUGAUAAUGACAUUGACAUACCUCAAGUAUCCAUCUAUUUCCGUUAGGUUGAUUCCAUCUCGUUGUUUGAGACUUAGGUAAAAGAGCGUGUUUUUUUUCAUGCUUCAUAUUCAUAAUGGGUCCACGGAGAAACAUCAUUGACUGUUUCACAGUUCAUAUAUGAAUUCAAAAACAACUUCCAGUCCUUGUGUUUGUUUUUAGGGUAUUCCUUCAACCUGAGAUGGUAGUUUUUAUGAUGGCAUGUUACUUGUA
Messenger RNA from Lotus japonicus, 3836 nucleotides. RefSeq names its product ubiquitin-activating enzyme E1 1-like. Gene Ontology annotation, biological process: DNA damage response; protein ubiquitination; ubiquitin-dependent protein catabolic process. Gene Ontology annotation, molecular function: ubiquitin activating enzyme activity. The transcript has 6 exons. Gene Ontology annotation, cellular component: cytoplasm; nucleus. The record is from RefSeq and is a predicted model, not a curated record. NCBI's taxonomy places the organism in Eukaryota, Viridiplantae, Streptophyta, Magnoliopsida, Fabales, Fabaceae. The coding region runs from base 302 to 3631 and encodes 1109 amino acids.